Messenger RNA from Saitoella complicata NRRL Y-17804, 1625 nucleotides. RefSeq lists its product as uncharacterized. The transcript has a single exon. NCBI's taxonomy places the organism in Eukaryota, Fungi, Ascomycota, Saitoellomycetes, Saitoellales, Saitoellaceae. The record is from RefSeq and is a predicted model, not a curated record. The coding region runs from base 25 to 1332 and encodes 435 amino acids.
CAAACCGCCACUACUUCACCAGCCAUGUUCAAGCCACGAAAAGCUGACAAAGAGAGGUUGAUUUUACCUUCUCUCAUCUGUAACUGGGCUGGGAUUACGCUGCAGAAGCUUAGGGUGACGAAUGAAGCCGCCGAAAAUCUUGACGAACUGCUCAAUAAUCUUCGCCCCGUGGACUAUAAUGGUGAUAAGAGAUGGCAAGAUACCUUGCCCGCUCUGCGUUACGAGCUCAACGCGGCACCUCUGGCUCGGAAUCGACAGGCGUUUGUCAGCGAGUUUGGUGCAAUGCGACAGGUUUACACGGCAAUGAGGGAGAUCACGAGGGUAUGGCACGGGAGGGUGGAGGACGUAGAGGAGGAGCAGUCAAAGGCGGAAAUGAAGCUCGAGGAGCUGGAACUUGCGUUGGAGGCGGGCUUCAAUGCGAGGUGGUCAGCAGGAGAGAAGAUGGAAGAAGAAACAGCAAGAUCAGCGGUGUCAUUCGAUACACGGUCACUGUAUCAUGAGGUUCCGGAGCCAGAAUGGGAUGCGAAGGCUGGAGAGAUACACGAACCUGGCACUCAGGCGGAGUCUGAAACAUCCUCGGUACAACAGUCACCAACUACACCUCCACGACGCCGUUCAGCCGCGGAAACACCACGGAAAGGCGCUCUACGAUCAAAUACUCUCACCAACAGAAUCACCAUAACCACCUCCCUACUCCUCCAGCGCGAUCUCCAAUCCUGUUCACUACACGCCCUUCAUAAUCUCCUCUCCUUCCUCCUCCGUCACUCACCCUCACUUGACCUCCUCCCGGGCGGUUUUCUGGCGCCGUGGGUUGAUAGACGACAAUAUCUCUGCACAACACAAGGUCAGGUUCGACGGUAUGAGCGCGGUUCGAGACCGCCGUUGGUGUCUGUUAGUGCGGUUGAUUUGGUGGAGUACGGGGUUGGUGAGGCAUUGGCGCAGGAGUUUGGGAGGCUAUUGAUGAGUGCUCAUUCUUGGAAGGAGUGGUUGUUAAGGGAGGGAUUGGAGGAUGCGCCGUGUUAUCGGAAUAGACCUUACAUGGCGUAUCUGAUAGGAGUUCACUACAGACGAGCAUACCUGGUUGCGGGUGAAUUCAACGAUGCGUACAUGGAGGCAAUACAAGCUGGCAGAGUGCCUACUGAAGACGUGAGGGUGCGAAGGUCGAAGAUGUAUCAGUUGGAUAAGAGUGAUGAACUGCAGGAAUACUGUCGGGGUGUAUAUCGACUAUUCCGAGAGUUCGAGGAGAACGUGUUACUGGAAGAUGUAUGGAAACAAAGAACGGCCUCGGAUACGAGCAGUGACACAAGCAGUGAUGAUUCCAAUUGGCGUUGAUUCUAGUGCCAUUUUGAAGGCUUCGCCAUGGUCUAUCAUACCCUCUAUUCUUGACGUACAACCGUCUAGUUCACACUCACCCAAGGAUGUUUAUGCAUCCUCUACUCUUCGGCGUCUGAAGCGGAGGGGUAAAGUGCAAAGAUCGAAGAUGUAUCGGUUGGAUAAGGGCGAUGAACUACAGGCCUUCGUCGGGGUUUGCAUCGACUAUUCCUAAAACUCGAGGAAGAUCCCACGCUGAGUGUUAACGUUCAGGGACUUGUCGCCAAGAAACGCUCAAAACCGAAAGUGUUGAC